UAUUUAUUUAUUUUUCACACCAAGUUUUGGAUUGGUUCAACUUGGAAGAAGACGACGUGGUGUCUGGUCAGUGACUUCGAAAAACGUCACAAUUCAGAAUCGCCGUUUCGCUGAUGGUGUUUUCUGUGCUUUCAAACUGAGAGUGAGUUCAAUCUCCCUAAGAAAGUCUCCAAGGUGUGAAUUCGCGGUAAUUGUUCGCAACAGGAAUAUCAGUCCAAGUUCCUUAAUGGAGAGUUCUGAAGAGGAGAAUGAAGGAGUCUCUGGUAAUCAUGUUCCUAAGGAACUGCGUCCUUUAGCAUCUGAUGGUGUGAAAUUUAUAGAUGAAGUACUCGAUGGUCAAAAUGAACGUUGUCUAGAGAAGUUCCGCAUGGAUAAGCAUGUAUUCUACAAAUUGUGUGAUAUACUGCAAGCCAAGGGUUUAUUGCGUCACACAAAUCGAGUCAAAAUUGAGGAGCAACUGGCCAUAUUUAUGUUCAUUAUUGGGCAUAAUCUACGGACAAGAGCUGUUCAAGAGUUAUUUCACUUAUCUGGAGAAACCAUUAGCCGUCACUUUAACAAUGUUUUGAAUGCUAUAAUGUCAAUUUCACUAGAUUUCUUUCAGCCUCCUGGCCCUGGUGUUCCUUCAGAAAUAUUUGAAGAUUCUAGAUUCUAUCCAUAUUUUAAAGAUUGUGUGGGAGCAAUUGAUGGUAUACAUGUACCAGUUACUGUUGGUGUAGAUGAGCAAGGACCUUUCCGCAAUAAGAAUGGUUUACUUUCACAGAAUAUUCUGGCAGCUUGCUCAUUUGACCUCAAGUUCCAUUAUGUUUUGGCUGGAUGGGAAGGAUCUGCUACAGACUUACAAAUUUUUAAUUCAGCAAUCACAAGGGGGAAUAAAUUGCACGUACCUGAAGGUAAAUACUACAUAGUAGACAGCAAGUAUCCAAAUGUGCCAGGUUUCGUUGCCCCAUAUUCAAGUACUCCCUACUACUCCAAGGAAUUUCCCAACGAUUACCACCCACAAAAUGCAACUGAACUGUUCAAUCAACGACACUCAUUAUUAAGAAAUGUCACUGAUAGAACUUUUGGGGCCUUAAAGGCACGAUUCCCUAUAUUGAUGUCUGCUCCAUCUUACCCAUUACAAACACAAGUGAAGUUAGUGGUGGCAGCAUGUGUAUUACACAAUUACAUUCGCAGGGAGAAACCAGAUGAUUGGAUUUUCAAGAUGUAUGAAAACGCCUCAUUUCCAAUGGAGGAAUCACAACCCCCACUAGAGAUGGAAGUACCACCAAAGAUGAAUGUGGAGACCCAGACCCAGUCAUCAGAUCACACUUUUGAUGCUGAAGAGAUUGCAUUUGCUUCACAGUUAAGGGACUCCAUUACUACUGAAAUGUGGAAUGAUUUUAUCAAUGAUUUUGGCCGCAUGUAAAUUUCUUUAGUUAAGCAUAUAAGAUUAGGUUAGGUUUGAUUUUUUCUCAGGAUCCAAGGUAUGAGAUGUUGUCAGUUUACAUUGACAUUUUGUUCAUAAAACAGAAAUAUGCCUGUCGAUCACAUCUCAUCAUAUAAAUUUUUGCAUUUAAUUCUCGUAA
Messenger RNA from Cajanus cajan (pigeon pea), 1565 nucleotides. RefSeq names its product nuclease. NCBI's taxonomy places the organism in Eukaryota, Viridiplantae, Streptophyta, Magnoliopsida, Fabales, Fabaceae. The record is from RefSeq and is a predicted model, not a curated record.